AUCAUUUUAACCUUAAUCGAUGUCUUGACUGUGAAAUCCUUGGAAAUGUUUCAAGGGAAAGCCUCACCAAGGCCCUUCUGAAAUACUUGGAACAAACAGAAAAAUUAAUGGAUAAUCAGGAUGAAGUGGACACCUUAAUAGAAGACGUGAAAGCAAUCUGUGAGUUGCUAUCAUCUGUUGAAAAUGAACAAAUUAAAGAAGCCAUUACACAAAUGCACUCAGUACCACUGGGAAUACUAUUGAUGUUGCCACAAAAUCAACAUAUUCAAGUUAAAGAAUUAUUAGAGAAAAACUUCAAAGAUCUGUCUGCUGCAUUGUCCAAGCUCAUAUAUGCCUACUGUACAUCAUUUAACACAGGCUUCCAAAUAGCCCAACUACCUGAAAGUCCACCAGAGCUAAAUGUCCUCCAGGAUUCUUCCAAUUUUUGUGUAAAUGUAUAUGCUCUACACAAAAUUCCAGAGGAGUGGUACAAAAAGUAA
Messenger RNA from Protopterus annectens (West African lungfish), 479 nucleotides. Its product is annotated as phosphatidylinositol 4-phosphate 3-kinase C2 domain-containing subunit gamma-like. The record is from RefSeq and is a predicted model, not a curated record. Lineage: Eukaryota; Metazoa; Chordata; Ceratodontiformes; Protopteridae. Bases 108 to 479 code for a protein of 123 amino acids. The transcript is spliced from 5 exons.